This is a messenger RNA of Mollisia scopiformis, 1210 nucleotides long. RefSeq lists its product as uncharacterized. Gene Ontology annotation, cellular component: plasma membrane. NCBI's taxonomy places the organism in Eukaryota, Fungi, Ascomycota, Leotiomycetes, Helotiales, Mollisiaceae. The record is from RefSeq and is a predicted model, not a curated record. Gene Ontology annotation, biological process: iron ion transport; intracellular iron ion homeostasis; copper ion import. The transcript is spliced from 2 exons. Gene Ontology annotation, molecular function: ferric-chelate reductase activity. The coding region runs from base 186 to 962 and encodes 258 amino acids.
CAGACCUUUAACUCUUGAGCCAUUCAUGUUGGUUUGUCUAAGCCUCUUCGUGACUCGUCGAGCUCGCACGCGGCAGGCCCAUCAGCGGCGCUUGCGAUUGGCGGGAGGCACCGCACCAGAGUUUGGAUCCCGUGUUGUUGUGAGUUCUCUUGGCGCAGACGGCAAAGAAUUGACCACUGAUUGUUAUGCUCCAGCUCAUCGUUGCAUUCGCAAGUAUCGCCCUGCUGUCACUUUCUCCUGUUCGAAGAUUCAAGUACGAGUUGUUCUUGAAGCUACACCUGCUGCUCUCCUUUGCAAUAAUUGCGUCUCUAUUUUGGCACUUGCUUCCUGGCACUGCGAGGCACAUCCUCUAUCCCCUGAUUGCAAUUUCUUUAUGGUUUUUGAGCUCAAUUAUUCGUUUAGGGCAGCUUCUUUAUCACAAUUUAGGCAAAAGGAUAACCCAUCAACAAGUUUUGAUCACAAAAUACCAUCACUCCCCACGCACUCUGGGAAAUAGCGUCUAUCGGAAGGUAGGAGCGCUGAAACUUCAAGUCAACCUAAAACGGCCGAUGACAGUUAAGCCUGGUCAGUAUCUUUACCUUGGUACUAAUGAUCUUCAACUUCGACAUAGGGUUCAGUCUCAUCCAUUCGCCCUAAUGUGGUGGGAAGAUGCAUUUGCUGCAGUGGGUCCUGAUGCCGUACCUACGAGGGCUAGACAGCUGACCUUUCUCAUCGAACCACGAGAUGGCAUGACAGCAAGAUUGACGAAAGAGAAUUCCUUGAGCCAUCUCAUCCUAGAUGGUCCCUAUGGCCAAGAUCAUCGACUUCAGCGAUAUGAUACUGUUGUGCUUGCGGCCAGCGGUAUUGGCAUAGCUGCCAUGCUGGGAUAUGCUAAGCAAUUGAUAUGGUGGGCAUCGAAUUCUGCGCAAAGACGCAAUGUGGUUCUAUCGAGUCAGGCAAGGCUGAAGAGAGAAAAGCAGUGAAGCAAGAAUCCAAGUAAACGAUGGGAGCUGCCAUCUCUUUAUACUUGCAAUAGGGACUAAAAUCGCAACCGAACUUAAGAGUUAAAGUGAAUGAAAUGCUUCAGAAACCACAUUCCCAAUUCCCAUAUUGUAGUUUACAAGUAACCGAGAAGUGGCUCGGCCAAUAGAGGAAAAGUGGGGCCACGUGACAAAGCGCUUGAUUGAGCGUUAGCACUUGAUUGGGCGAUAUGAUCGCUUGGGUAUAGGAG